Molecule: messenger RNA, 591 nt
Organism: Heterotrigona itama
Lineage: Eukaryota; Metazoa; Arthropoda; Insecta; Hymenoptera; Apidae
Source: the annotation of a GenBank genome assembly
AUGCAGACCAUGGGGACUACAAUGGGGCCGACUCACCUGGUUGCUCUUUAUGUGGCGACAGCCGGUCUCCAGGGUAAUGCUCUUGGCUCCGAUGAGGAGGAGAUCACGCUGCUGGUUUACGUGCUCAUCGAUAUUCAAGAAAAUAAGGUAAUGGGAAGGCAACAAUUUAUCAUACGACCGAUGGUAAUGGACGAAAGUUGUACCCCUGGAACUGGCAGCGACAAUCCGGCGGUUGCCGGAAGUAGCGGUGUCAUCAGCGAAGCAGCAUUGGCACAUGCUCCGGCGUUGACUGAAAGAAAUCUUCGAGAGCAUGGAAUUCCUUUGGAACAGGCUAUUGAACAGUUUGAAGCAUGGUGGUCCAGUAUGUCGCACGUGACGUCUGGCUGUGUACCAUGUUUCGUCGUAGACGGCCAGGCGCCGAUGAGACAAUGCUUACAUCCAGAAGCCUGCAACAAAGACAUCAAUUUGCCAGAGCACUAUAACAUGUUUCACGAUCUUCGGAAGGAAUUCGUUGCUUGUUACUCGACUCAUGGAGAACUUUCGACAUUCGGAAUACAAGAGAUGAUGGAAUGUAUCCUUUUCGAAAUUUGA